This is a messenger RNA of Helobdella robusta, 462 nucleotides long. RefSeq lists its product as hypothetical. The transcript is spliced from 2 exons. The record is from RefSeq and is a predicted model, not a curated record. Bases 1 to 462 code for a protein of 153 amino acids. Lineage: Eukaryota; Metazoa; Annelida; Clitellata; Rhynchobdellida; Glossiphoniidae. Gene Ontology annotation, molecular function: nucleic acid binding; zinc ion binding.
AUGGAGAAGGGACCAUGUUUCAGAUGUCAAAGGCCAGGUCAUUUAGCGAAAAACUGUACUCAGCCGGUAAAAAUUCAAAAAAAUUCAGUAUAUCACGAAUCAGAAAUAAAGGAAGAUGAAUUUCUGUUUACAGAAAGAUCAGCGAAUAUUGAAAAGGAAAAAUUGUAUCGAAAGGAGUUUGUUGAUAUAUAUGUCGAUGGUAUAAAAAUACCGAAGGCCCUUGUCGAUGGAGAGGCAAAGAUUAGUUGUAUCCAUCCAAGGUUUAUCGAUUGGUCGAGAGUAAAUGUGCAAGGCAAGAUUUCUGUUUUGGGACUUCAAGGAAAAGCAAAUAUUAUAGAUGUAGUAGUGCAACCUAAAAUAGAAGAUGUAGUAAACUUGCUGAAGGAAAUAAAAAAUUGUUCAGUACUUUCAAAGGAAGACGUUUUAGACACAUCGAAUGCAAUAGGUUUAACCCUGCGAUGA